AUGGCAGAAGAGCACCGAUGCCAAGCGCCCGAAGGUCUCCGUCUCUGCGCGAACAACUGCGGCUUCUUCGGCAGCCCAGCCACCAUGAACCUCUGCUCUAAAUGCUACCGGGACUUUUGCCUCAAGGAGCAACAAGAGGCCUCGAUCAAAUCCACAGUCGAAGCCUCUCUCUCCGCCUCUUCUUCCUCCUCUGUCUCUGCUCCUUCUUCUUCAUCGACUUCCUCUUCCUUUUCUCCGGUGAUCGAGACCCUCUGUCAGCCUCCUCCUCCGGCGUUGACCUUGCCGGAGGUGGCCGGAGACGUAGUCGGACACAGCGCCGGAGAUGUCCGGCCUCCUGAGGUGGUUGCGGUGGUCUCGCAGCCGAACCGGUGCUCCGUUUGCAGGAAACGAGUCGGGCUGACCGGGUUCAAAUGCAGGUGCGGGACCACAUUCUGUGGGGUCCACAGGUACCCGGAGAAGCACGCGUGUUCGUUCGAUUUCAAGACGCUUGGGAGAGAGGAGAUCGCCAGAAGCAACCCCUUGGUCAUAGCCGAGAAGCUCGAGAAGAUAUGA
Messenger RNA from Prunus armeniaca (apricot), 552 nucleotides. The record is from the annotation of a GenBank genome assembly. Lineage: Eukaryota; Viridiplantae; Streptophyta; Magnoliopsida; Rosales; Rosaceae.